GUAACAGGUGUGUAGGGCGCUAUUUUAUAACUUACCUGCCGCAGGUGACUGUGGUAGAAGUCUAACAAACUAACUGACGAACUGAAGCGAAACAAGUCAAAUUUGAUAAAAUGAAUAACCCCAUCCCGUCCAACAUGAAGUCGGAGGCAAAGAAAGCUGCCAAGAUCCUCCGAGAGUUUACUGAGAUCUCCAACCGCACAGGGCCCGACAAACUCAUCCCAGCCAAUAUAUUAGCAAAGUGUCAGGGCCUGGCCAUCAUCACAGUGAUCAAGGCAGGCUUCAUGAUCACAGCUCGGGGCGGCAGCGGCAUUGUCAUCGCUAGACUGGCUGAUGGACGUUGGUCUGCUCCCUCUGCCAUUGGUAUAGCUGGUCUGGGCGGUGGCUUUGAGAUUGGAGUUGAGGUUUCAGACCUGGUGGUGAUUCUGAUGCAGCGCAGGGCAGUGGAUUCUUUCUCUAAAGGAGGGAACCUCACUCUGGGCGGCAACUGUACUGUGGCAGUAGGACCGAUGGGAAGGAACGUGGAGGCUGACGUAGCGUUGCGUAGUACGGCAGCAGUCUUUACCUACUGUAAGUCCAGAGGGCUGUUCGCUGGAGUCUCUCUGGAGGGAUCCUGCCUCAUAGAACGCAAAGACACCAACCGCAAGUUCUACUCCCAGGACAUCCGUGCGUCGGCCAUAUUGAACGGAGAUGUAGAGCCUCCCCCAGAAGCUGAUGACCUAUACUGUGUCCUAGAGACCUACACAGAUAAAUACACUACUGAGUGGACAGCCAAGCACCUAGCACAGAAGGCCGUUCAGUCCAGUGGUCCCCCAGCUAGACCCCGAGCUCCAGCCGCACAGAGACCUGCUAGCACAUACAGGACAGAGGCAGUGAAGCCCUCCCUUUAUCCAAGCAUCUCUGCCUUCAAAUCUGACAGCGCAGGAUCCUAUAGGAGAAGUCCAAGUAGCACAAGGACAGUCCAGAACGAUUACGGUGGGGUGGGGCCGUGGGACGCAGGGCCUGAAGUCGUCACGGCGAUACACCCGUUCACAGGGCAACAGCCUGGCGACCUGAGCUUCAACCCUGGCGACCGCAUCACAGUGGUUACCAAGACAGAGUCACAGUAUGACUGGUGGGAGGGAACGCUAAACGGACGGACCGGAAUCUUCCCCGCUAACUUCGUCUCCUGCCCCUGAACACGCACACACAAGUCUGACACACACACACGGACACUUACACUGCUGGGAGGGAUGUUUUAAACACACCACAUGAUCACACUGAGGAAACGCACUCGCUCUCUUUAGCACACACUCGCUCUCUUUAGGACACACUCACUCUCUUUAGGACACACUCGCUCUCUUUAGGACACACUCGCUCUCUUUAGGACACACUCGCUCUCUUUAGGACACACUCGCUCUCUUUAGGACACACUCGCUCUCUUUAGGACACACUCGCUCUCUUUAGCACACACUCCACAAUGUUCAAGAUUCACACAAACUUACUAACUCUGAAUUCUACAGUACAGGUGCAGGUCUUCCUAUAGGACCUUAUGGGUAUCCACACUCACUGCACUUCAGAUUAUUUAGUGCCUCUUUCACACUACCGUUCCUACCUGAACUUUACUCUUUGGCUCGCUUUCCAGUAAGUCCAGUUCACUAUAAGGUCAGCCUGCUUUUGAAGCCAAACGGUUCAAAACGGGGAGGGACCUACCUCAAUUUGUCAAAUAUAAACUCUUCUUUUUGUUGCAAAAUUUGUUUCCGUUUGGAGUAAAUGGUUUCUGUUGCAAAACCUUUUUGCUACGGUGUUUGACUAAUGAAUACACCCCAGAUGUUACCAGCAGCCAGCUCUGUUCACUUCUAGAGACCCGAACCAUGCUGGAAAGGGCGAUUGUAGAAAGACAAUAUCCGAGCCGGCGCAGUACAGUUUGGGUCGGCAAGAUUGUGUGAAUAGGGUACCAGUGUUCUAGAGCCUUGAACAGAAGAAUGUUAUCACUGAUACUGUACAGUGUUUUUAACUCUCCAUUUGUAUUUUAGGUACUAAUACAUAAAGUCACAAACUGGCUGGCUUGACAAGAGGGUUUGACAUAUUACAAUGAUGUCAAUAGAUUAUUUUAUUUUUGUCUCUAUAAAAUGCGUUUCUAAUUAUUGGGGAAAUCUGUAACUCCUGGUUAUUUUAUGUUCUGAACUGAAGGUGCUGGGAUUAUGAUGCUGGAUCAACUUUAUUUAAUAUAAAAUAAUAUUUCUGUUUUAUCUGAACAUCUGUAUGUAAUGAGGAUUUGUACUAAUUUCUCUCUGAAUGUGUGGAUGUUAUUAAAGAACCUUGUAGAAGA
Molecule: messenger RNA, 2308 nt
Organism: Coregonus clupeaformis (lake whitefish)
Lineage: Eukaryota; Metazoa; Chordata; Actinopteri; Salmoniformes; Salmonidae
Gene: sh3yl1
Product: SH3 and SYLF domain containing 1
Exons: 11
Coding region: 111-1175 (354 amino acids)
Cellular component (GO): ruffle membrane
Molecular function (GO): protein binding; phosphatidylinositol binding
Source: RefSeq, a predicted model, not a curated record